CUGUACCUGCUUAUAUAAUAACAUUAUUAAAAAAAACCGUGAAGAGAACUGCUGCCUAUGACUGUUGUGUGACUGUUUAGUGCGUGUACGCGACCCUCAGACCUCAGUUGGUACUCGCACGUUUUAAGUGUAGUACCUAACUACCUGUACGAUAUUCUUACUAAAAUUGAAAUUACCAAAAGUAUACAUUUUUACAUCAAUAAAUACUAAUAUUCCAUCGAAUCUCGACAGGUUAUACCAUUAAACAUUGGCUCACGGCGAUACUACUGUCAUUAUCAAAAUAAGAAAUGGCUGAUCAAAUGGAUAAUCUAAAGGAUAUAAUGGCUCUUUUGGUAGAAAUAUUGGUAUUAAUAAUCAAAAGCUUUUUUUAUAUGGUCGAAUCUGUCUAUCGCAGGAUAAAUCCACAGCCCGAAAAAUCAAUAACCGAUGAUAUCGUUUUGAUAACAGGCACAGGACACGGAAUUGGCAAAGCGUUGGCAUUACAAUUUGCCGAGUUGUCUGCCAAAGUCGUUUGCGUCGAUAUCAACGAACAAUCAAAUUUAGAGACUGUCAAAGAAAUUAACGCCAAAUCAAAAGCAAAAGCUUAUGCUUACAGAUGUGAUGUAUCGUCAUUGGAAAAUGUAAGAGAACUCGGCGAUAAAGUGAAAAGUGAAGUGGGCACAGUCACGAUACUAGUCAAUAAUGCGGGAAUAAUGCCUUGCAAACCCUUGGAAGCUCACAAUGAGGCGACCAUAAGAAAACUUUUCGACAUAAAUGUGUUCGCUCACUUUUGGAUGCUUGAUACAUUUUUACCUGGUAUGAAAGCUUUGAAAAAAGGACAUGUAGUAAGUUUGUCAUCAAUGGCUGGAAUAAUUGGUUUGCAGAAUUUAGUACCUUACUGCGCAUCUAAAUUCGCCGUGAGAGGACUCAACGAAGCAAUGGUUGACGAAUGCCAAGAAAAUGGUUUCAAAGAUAUAAAAUUCACUUGUAUAUAUCCUUAUAUGGUGGAUACAGGAUUGUGUCAAAAACCUAAAAUUCGGUUUCCAAGUUUACUACCACUAGUCACACCAGAAUCAACUGCUAAAGAGAUAAUAUCGGCGGUUCGAAGGGACUAUCUUGAAACAACAAUUCCUAGUUCGUUACUACUAAUAAACAACAUAUUUAGGUGUGUACCAGUGAAAAUGGCUUUUGACUUUAAAGAAUUUAUGGGAGGAGGUGUGGACGCUCAUGAAGAUUGAUUCACCUACUAAAAAUGUUGUUUAUAUAUUGGUUAUUGUUAAACAUAAUCAAUAAUUAUUAAUUAAGUUAAUUAGUAAUAAUUAGUUAGUUUAUAAUAAUAACGUUGUUAUUAUGAAUUUUUUUCAUGUGUAUCAUUAAUACAGCUGGUUAUUGUAAAAUAUAAUAAUUUAUUGUUUUAAUAAUAGUUUUAUAAGAUAUAUAUAUAUAUAAUUAGUUACCUACUAAUUAUUACAUAUUAUAAAAAACUAUUAGAUAUUUAAUUCUUACAAUACAGCAUCUGGUUGAAAACGAAAAUGCCUACUCAAUAGUUAAGUGUUCACAUGAACUCAACAAAAACCAAAUAACUUUUUAAGUUUUGUAUUUUUCAAUUAUAAGUCUAUUUAAACCAGAAAGUGCAAUUAAGAAGGUAAACCUUAAGUCUGACGACAAUGAAAUAUAAAACGAGAAGAACUUCUAAUUUUAGAAACUUUACUUAUCAACUAUCUACUUAAUUUGACAAUGGCAUAAUUAUGAUUUAAACAUAGUAAACUGUAAAAUGAUAUGUACUUCAAAACGCCAACUUUGUUUAUUAUUUUCUUUACAUUUGAAUUAGUUUUGACUAAUAUUAUAAUUAUCAUGCACUUUUAUUUUAUGGAAUAUUGUAAAAUAAUAAUUAAAAACUAUAUUAAUUUAAUAUAAUUACAAUAAUUAUUAAUAAAUUAAUUUUUAUUAUCCAUUGUGUAAUUGAAGUAGUUAUUUUUUUUAAAUUUCUUAGUCAAACUAGUUUAUUAAUAACAAUUCAAUUUUGAAAAUUGAAAAUUCUUACAAAAAAUACACAGGAUAAAAACGAAAAUUCCCUUGGUUUGAACAAUUUAAACUAAUUUAUUAGUUACGUUGCCAUUGGUUCUGCGAAGACUUGCUAUUUGUCACAAUGUGACACUAUGGUCUUUAGCAACACAUUUCACUUUAUUUUAAUUAUUAAAAUUUAUUUUUUUUAAAUAUCCCCCCUAAAAAUAAAAAUUGAGAUUGCUAUAGAAUCGUAAACACAUAUUAAAGAUGUGAUCUUUUUUUUAAUUCACUUAAAAAAAAAAAAACUGGAUCAAUAGGACCACUCUAUACAGUUUCCAACCA
Messenger RNA from Adelges cooleyi (spruce gall adelgid), 2328 nucleotides. RefSeq names its product short-chain dehydrogenase/reductase family 16C member 6-like. The transcript is spliced from 9 exons. NCBI's taxonomy places the organism in Eukaryota, Metazoa, Arthropoda, Insecta, Hemiptera, Adelgidae. Gene Ontology annotation, cellular component: lipid droplet. Gene Ontology annotation, molecular function: oxidoreductase activity, acting on the CH-OH group of donors, NAD or NADP as acceptor. The record is from RefSeq and is a predicted model, not a curated record. Bases 288 to 1217 code for a protein of 309 amino acids.